Molecule: messenger RNA, 339 nt
Organism: Aspergillus tanneri
Lineage: Eukaryota; Fungi; Ascomycota; Eurotiomycetes; Eurotiales; Aspergillaceae
Product: SWI5/SAE3 family protein
Exons: 3
Coding region: 1-339 (112 amino acids)
Biological process (GO): meiotic DNA recombinase assembly involved in reciprocal meiotic recombination; double-strand break repair via homologous recombination; meiotic joint molecule formation
Cellular component (GO): Swi5-Swi2 complex; Swi5-Sfr1 complex
Source: RefSeq, a predicted model, not a curated record
AUGGGCGCGCAGAGUCCCUCCACGAACAACGUCCACCCACCAGAGCUCUCGCCUCUUUUUCCCCAACAGCACGCGCAAAGGGAGCGUAGACUAAACGCCCUUACUACAUCCAUCACGAUGCUCGAAUCGCAGAUAGCCGAGGCUGAAGCCGAGAUUGCGGAAAUCAAAUCAUCCCUAAAAGGUGAUCCGGCGACAACGGUUCAACGGCAUAUCCGUCUUCUCCAUGAGUACAACGAGAUCAAGGACAUCGGACAAGGCUUAAUGGGUCUCAUUGCGGAAGCGCGAGGAGUGCGUCAGAUCGACGUGCAGCGAGAGUAUGGUGUAGGGGAUCGAGAUUGA